Miscanthus lutarioriparius is the source of this 1224-nucleotide messenger RNA. The record is from the annotation of a GenBank genome assembly. Lineage: Eukaryota; Viridiplantae; Streptophyta; Magnoliopsida; Poales; Poaceae.
AUGGGGCUCCGCGUCCGCGCCUCCUCGCUUCUGCUCUCCCUGGCUCUCGAGCUCGCGGUCGCGCUCGUCUCAGUGUCGGCGCAGCAGAAGUUCGGGAUCAACUACGGGCAGAUCGCGAACAACCUGCCGGAGCCGACGCAGGUGGCGAGUCUCCUCCAGUCGAUGAACGUGAACAAGGUGAAGCUCUACGACGCGGACCCCCGGGUGCUGACGGCGUUCGCCAACACCGGCGUCGAGUUCAUCAUCGCCGUGGGCAAUGAGAACCUGCAGACCAUGGCGGCCAGCCCCGCCGCGGCGCGCCAGUGGGUGGCGACGAACGUGCAGCCCUACCUCCCGGCCACGCGCAUCACCUGCGUCACCGUCGGCAACGAGGUCUUCUCCAGCAACGACACGGCCAUGAUGGCCAGCCUCCUCCCCGCCAUGAAGGCCGUGUACGCCGCGCUCGGCGGGAUGGGCCUCGGCAGCCAAGUGACCGUGUCGUCGGCGCACUCCGUGAACGUGCUCGCCACCAGCUUCCCGCCGUCGUCGGGCGCGUUCCGGGAGGACCUCGCGGAGUACAUCCAGCCCAUCCUCGACUUCCAUGGCCAGACGGGGUCGCCGUUCCUCAUCAACGCGUAUCCGUUCUUCGCGUACAUGGCGAACCCCGGGAGCGUGUCGCUGCCGUACGUGCUGUUCGAGCCCAACCCGGGCGUGCGCGAUCCCAACACCGGCCUCACCUACGACAACAUGCUCUACGCCCAGAUCGACGCCGUGUACGCCGCCAUGAAGGCCAUGGGGCACACGGACGUGGGCGUGCGGAUCUCGGAGACCGGGUGGCCGUCCAAGGGCGACGAGGACGAGACCGGCGCCACGGUGCAGAACGCCGCGGCGUACAACAGCAACCUGAUGCAGAGGAUCGCCAUGAACCAGGGGACGCCGCUAAAGCCCAACGUGCCCGUCGACGUGUACGUGUUCGCGCUCUUCAACGAGGACAUGAAGCCAGGGCCCACGUCGGAGCGGAACUACGGCCUCUUCUACCCCAACGGCUCGCCGGUGUACGCGCUCAACGCCGGCUCUGGCGGCGGUUCGAGUCCCGGCGGAUCGCUCAACCCGUACUACACGUCCAUGUUCUCCUCCUCGUCCAGAUCGGCGGUGAGCGCAACCUUUUUGACAGAGAGAGUGAUACUUUUACUGCUGCUGCAAGCAAUUGUAAUACUCCAACAAUCAUAUUCAUCAUACUGUUAG